Messenger RNA from Anthonomus grandis grandis, 1532 nucleotides. RefSeq names its product facilitated trehalose transporter Tret1-like. Lineage: Eukaryota; Metazoa; Arthropoda; Insecta; Coleoptera; Curculionidae. Gene Ontology annotation, biological process: transmembrane transport. The transcript has 2 exons. Gene Ontology annotation, molecular function: transmembrane transporter activity. The record is from RefSeq and is a predicted model, not a curated record. Gene Ontology annotation, cellular component: membrane. Bases 67 to 1461 code for a protein of 464 amino acids.
UGUAAUUGAUCCACAUGUAAGGCUGAAACCGAAAGUCUGAUUGGAAUUUUCUGAUAAAGUUAUAGCAUGACUAUUAUUUCGAGUGAUCGAGAUUUAAAAUUAAGGAAGAAAAGUAAUGUUUUCCAGUAUAUUGCUGCUGUGACAGCAAAUCUAGGUAUAGUAUGCAGCGAAAUGCACUACGGAUGGACCUCGCCCUCUAUCGAAAUCUUGGAAAAAGGCAACCACACCUUCAAAAUCACUAGUGAAGAAAGUUCUUGGCUCGUGGUAGCUCCUCUGCUAGGAGCCAUCCUAGGAGCCUUCAUUACCGGCAUAAUAGUCGACAUAAUUGGAAGAAAAAAACUGAUAAUAUUCUCUUCAAUUCCUUUCAUAUUCUCUUGGCUAAUGAUCGCUUGGGCACCAUCCAUAACUUUAAUGUUCGUAGCUAGAUUUAUAGCGGGAAUGACUGAUGGUUUGUCUUUUACAGCUGUGCCAAUGUAUUUGGGUGAAAUAGCGGAUCCAAAAGUGAGGGGCUUAGUAGCAUCCGUAUGUCCUGUAUGUAUAAUCUUGGGGAUUUUACUGAUUAAUGUGCUGGGCUCUUAUUUGACUAUCACUACUACAGCUUAUAUAGCAACUAUAGUACCUGUUCUGCUGCUGCUUACUUUCAGCUGGAUGCCUGAAAGUCCUUACUUUUUGCUAAUGAAAGGCAGAUUAGAUGAAGCAAGAAGGUCUUUGGAAAUCUUUAGAGGUACUAAUGAUGUCUCUGUAGAACUAACAAGAAUCUCCAAGGCAAUUAAAGAACAAAAUGAGAACAAGGGUAAAUGCUUGGAGCUGUUGACUGUUAAAAGUAACCGGAGAGCUCUUCUGAUUGCUUUUGGUCUUCGUGGUGUACAACAGCUCACCGGAACUACCGUCAUAAUCUUUUAUUGCAAAAAGAUUUUUGACCAGUCUUCAAGCUUUUUAUCACCAGCAGUGGGAACAAUUAUUUAUUUUACUGUGCAACUCACACUAUCCUUUGUAGCUUCGAUCAUAGUAGACUUUUCUGGACGAAGACCUCUUCUAAUCAUAUCAAUAAUAGGGACUGGCUUGGCAUUGUUUCUUAAUGGAACUUACUUAUAUGCAAAAGAUGGUCUUAAAGUGGAUACCAGUAGUUACAACUUUGUCCCACUGUUAGCUCUAAUCGGAUUCGUAGUGACUUUUAGUAUCGGUUUGCAGACGAUACCGCUUUUGAUGAUGGGUGAAGUGUUUCCCACUAACGUAAAAGCAUUCGCUCUAUGCUCUGCUGAUAUUUAUUAUAGUGUGAUAGUGACGGUUAUAAGUAAAUUUUUUCAUUGGUCAGAGAGGUCUUAUGGAAUGUACGUACCAUUUUUUGUUUUCGGGGGUUGCUGUAUGCUAGGAUUAGUGUUUAUUCUAAUGUUUGUACCUGAAACUAAAGGAAAGACUUUGGAGGAUAUUCAGAAGCAUCUUAAGAGAGAGAAGUUAUAAGAGUUCCUAAAUUACUAUAUGUAUUAAAAAACUGUAUUAUUAUUAAUAAAAUUAUACGUUUCUUAUCAAAA